AAAAUCCAAUCCCAGCUGACCCUGGGCUUUGGUGUCCUCUGCCACACCUCACAACUUAAGACAACGUUAACACUGCAGACGAUUUCCAAGGCCAUUACCCUCGAUUGGGAACGAACGCAUGCACGCUGUGUGUGUUUAUGAUCCGGGAUUGCGCACCGAGCGCCUCCAUUGUCUGAUCAGCAGCAGCGGCGGCGGCGGCGGCGGCGCGGAGAGCAGCUACGCGCCGAUCUGAGCGCAGGGGAAGCGGCGUCACCGUGACCCCGAUAUCUGAGGGGGGCGGCGCCGGACCGGACAUACAGCAAGGACGGCGGCGUCGUUAUUGUUUAUUUUUUUGUCGUUUUUCUUUUGGCGGCUAGACACACAGCAACAGUUGUCACGAUGUCUGACAUCCGAUGAGGCGCGAGCCGCGCAGCGAGCAUUGCGGCGCCGCUUUGAUCUCGGCCGGCCGGGAAAAAACGUUUUGCUGCCGCGUCCCGCCUGCGAUGAUGAUACACCCGUCACCUGGGACCGCGAGGGGAGUGUAGCCUACAGCUGUGUGUCAUUCCGGGCUUUUCGGCGUCAUUCAGCCCCGACAGACAUUUCCCCCGGUUUCGGUGGAGGGUUUUUAUUCCGCGGUGAGGCGAAUCCGGCCGUCGUAGGAAGGCUCAUGUUCCGCUUAGACGCAAAGCGGGCUGUUGCGUCUGCGGAGAGUCAAAGCUGACGAGCCUGCCGAGACACGCGGACACGCAGACGGGCAGGCCGAGAGACAGACAGGAGCGAAGGGAGGGGAGGGGGGGCGACCGCCUGUUUAGGCUCUCUCGAACCUUUGCGGAUCGAGUCGAGCCCCCUCCUGUUUCCACCCACAGCCCCCACCCAUUUGGCCUCCCGCUUUGGAUGGGGGGAAAGCAGAGCACGGCGGGGCGGCCCCGGGGUGCCUUUCCCGGCGUUUCCACGGAUGACAGCGCGGUGCCACCCUCGGCCCACUUUGGUCACUACCGGUCCGGCGGCACCAUGGGCCUGCGAAGCCGCUCAGUGAGCUCCGUGGCCGGGAUGGGCAUCGACCACAGCCCCGCCGUGCCCUUCGGCUUCUACACCCCGAGAGGAACGGACUCGGAUCGAGCCGGAGGGAGGUCAGGGCGCCCAACUGCAGCCCCACACGGUAACGGCUACCAGGACACUGGUGUUGGAGGGCACCACACGGACGGGGUGCUCUAUCUAGGGUCCCGGGGGUCGCUGGCUGACACCUUGCCCCUCCACAUCGCACCCCGCUGGUUCAGCGCGCACAGCGGAUUCAAGUGUCCUGUCUGCUCCAAGUCUGUGGCAUCAAAUGAAAUGGAAGUUCACUUCAUCAUGUGUCUAAGCAAGCCUCGCCUCUCUUAUAAUGAUGAUGUGCUUGCUAGAGAUGCCGGUGAGUGUGUGAUCUGUCUAGAGGAGCUGCAGCAAGGGGAUACCAUAGCCAGACUGCCAUGCCUCUGCAUCUACCACAAAAGCUGUAUAGACUCGUGGUUUGAGAUCAAUCGGUCCUGCCCCGAGCACCCCUCCGACUGACCGACCAGCCGGCGCCCUCUGGAUUCUGUUCAAGGACAGGUCGGAUCCUGCCAUGGAUAUCUGGAGACAGAUGUAACCAAAUCAAGCGAUCAACUCAUACUUAUCCCGACAGAAUCCAUCCUCCUAACCAAGAUUAUAAAUCCCUUGUGAACUGAACCCAGAAAAUGUGAUUCGUUCCAUUGUACAUUAAAGGGCCCCUCCCAAGCCCUUGGUUUUACAUUAGCUCCAGGCUAACAGUCCUUUAAAGGGCUUCAUCUGACCCGCGCCUCCCUGAACGUGCUAAGCCGCAGCAGCUCGCCUUCGUCUGUGAUCCGUGUCUAACCCUCCGGCGGCCUUACCUGGCGAGAGGGAAGGAAGCUGAGCAAGGAGGAGGCAGGAGGGGAGACGAAGGAAACCACACAAGAAAAGAGGACAGCGGCGAGGAUGGGAAGAAAAUCAAAAAGUCCCUGAAUAAUCCUUGUAUGUACUAAGUGUUUGGGGGGGGGGGGGGAGAUGGAUUUUGGGCUGAAGAGCGGUCUGAGCAUGCUCAGUUCUGGUUGGGACACAGGAAGGGCCCAGCAGUGUAGUUUACGCUCCUUCUGUGUGUGUACGGGAUGCUCCGGUGUCAGGCUUCACCUGGUAUGUGUAUGUACUCGGUGUGUGUGUGUGUGUGUUUGUGUGUGAGCUGGGAACUGCGACAACAUAGCUUUUGCUAAAGCCUAAUGUGUGUGUGUGUGUGAGAGAGAGAGACGGCGUGAAAGGGCAGCGUGGAGGACUGACUGGGACAGUGCCGUGUGUGUGUGUCAGUGUAUUGAAAUGUUUACAGUCUAGGUGUCCAUGUUCCCCGUGCGGCUGGCAGUCCUCCCUUUACUUUGCUGAUGUUUACAGCCACGCAGAGGCGACGCGGCGCGUUCUAAACGAUGCGCCCGUCUUCACUCUCGGCCCUUUUCUUUUUUAGAUCUGCCAGAUUUUUUUUCUUGUGAUGAGUCAUUUUCCCGUGAGUGUGCGUGUGUCUCAAUGCGUACAAAUGAUUGUGUGUGUGAGCGUGUGUGAUUCCAAGGCGCCUCUUGGUCUCCGCUUCCGUCGCCCCCCCCCCCUCGCGCUGUGUUUCUGCUGUCGUAGGUCUGGCUGACUGUGACUGGAGACGCGAGCCACUCGGACCUGGAAAAAAAAGGACUCUGUAGUCCGACUAUGGAUCCACUGGACGGGGAUUAUUUAUUCAUUUGUUCAUAUUUAACAAUAUUUGUUUAAUAUUCCAAUCAUGUGAGGUGUUACCCACUCUUCAGAAUGCCAAGAGCUGAUGUAUGAAGACUUCUACAAAUCAACGUAUGAACAAACUGCAUUUACAAAGCUACUGUAAACAAAUGGUGGAAUAAAUUGUGCUAGAUGA
Molecule: messenger RNA, 2896 nt
Organism: Pungitius pungitius (ninespine stickleback)
Lineage: Eukaryota; Metazoa; Chordata; Actinopteri; Perciformes; Gasterosteidae
Gene: znrf1
Product: zinc and ring finger 1
Exons: 5
Coding region: 874-1527 (217 amino acids)
Biological process (GO): protein K48-linked ubiquitination; proteasome-mediated ubiquitin-dependent protein catabolic process
Cellular component (GO): membrane; intracellular membrane-bounded organelle; cytoplasm
Molecular function (GO): ubiquitin protein ligase activity
Source: RefSeq, a predicted model, not a curated record